AUGUCCAGGGCGAAGUCAUCAACAUCAACCCACGUACGCGUUAUAGGCAUUCCGCCACACGCCGGAGACGAAAUAUAUGACGAGAUAGUACACAGAUUAUCCAAGCUGGGAGGCGCAACAAUCCACAAGAACAAGACGCUAUACUACGUAGAUGCCCACUUCAAUAGUUCAGACAUGGCCCAGCUUGCAGUAGAGCAGUUUUCUGCUGUGAACAUUCCGUCAGGAGAAAAUCUACAAUGCAAAAUGGUCGAGACAGAUAACGAAAGGGAGAAGAAGCGACAGUUACAAGCUGUUUAUUCUGCCGUGAAAGCUUUGCGCCCAGACCAACAGGAUGCCAUCAUUCUUUCCUUUCGGCACUUUAUCGGGGCACACCCUGAAGACGCAGAGGCCCUUCUUCUUGCAUAUCCAGCUGCGCUUCUAGGAUUGAAAAUGCUGGUCACAGAUGUGGCUGACAUAAGGACGGAAAAUUAG
This is a messenger RNA of Giardia duodenalis, 471 nucleotides long. RefSeq lists its product as uncharacterized. Lineage: Eukaryota; Fornicata; Diplomonadida; Hexamitidae. The record is from RefSeq and is a predicted model, not a curated record. Bases 1 to 471 code for a protein of 156 amino acids. The transcript has a single exon.